UGGCGGUGUAGCAACAGGACGCUACAAAACCCAAUUUAACAGCUGAUUUUUAAGUACAUUUAGUCUGUUAUCAUAUGUAAGAUAUAUAACUAUAAGAAAAGUUAUAGCUAGGCAAUUUAUGUUCGUCUUCAAAACAAAAUCAGAGUUCUUUUUAUUUUGGUAAAUAAAAACAGCAGUGUCAUAUCCUCAUAGACGACAGAGUGCAGGUGCUCUUUACAUAGUCCAAAGUGAGGGACUGGUAUUUUUUAAUUUAAUAAAAAAUAAAUAGUGUCAACUGAGUAAAUAUGUCAGCUAAACAACAAACAGCUAUUUCGAAGGUAAUGGUUGUGUUACAAGAAUGGGACAAAGGAAGUAAAAGUACUCGCAAGAAGAUAUUGGAAGAUUUUAUCAUCCAGAAUCAAAAUAAAACAGGACCAGAGUUAGAGCAAGAAUUUGCACAAGCAGCAAGUUUGUUUCUUACAAGACUUACAGCUUGAUUACGACUUACGUACAUGAUAGGAACCUGCCUGAAUGAACAGUUGCAAGCAAUAUCAAUAUUUCUUUCUGCUUCAAGUGGACACAAAUUUAUGGCAGAAUUCUUGGAGGUUGGUGGUGUCCUUACGUUACUCGAGGUCAUAGGACUGAAGCAGGCAAAAGAAUUGGAUAAGAGUGAGGCAUUGAAAAAUCUACAUUUCAUAGCAAAUGCUGGCAGAAAAUACAAGGAACUUAUCUGUGAAAGCUAUGGUAUCAGAGCCAUAGCAGAAUGCCUGGCCAAGUCAAAAUCAGAGGAGACUCAGGAUGCGUGUCGGAACCUGCUCCUAAUGUUGGCACAGGGCAACCCCAAGUUUGAGGUACAGGUCUACAAGGGUCUGAUUGCCCUCCUGCCCUGUAGCUCACCAAAGGCUCAGCAGAUGGCUGCCCAGUCACUCAGGGUAGUGCAGCCAAUAGUGAAGAAUGCCAACCCAUCCAUUGUUGAGCCACUGCUGAAUUUGUUGAAAACACUCCAUCUAGAGGUUCAGUUUGAAGCCAUUGAGCUAAUCAAGGAGCUGAUGGAUUAUGAGGUCUCGGGAACAUUGCUCAGCGGCCUGGUUGGACUGUUGCGGCCUGCCAAGGAGGAUAUCAUUCAGAAACCAGAUCUUCUUGAUGAUGCUGAUGUGCCUAAGAUGAACGCCCCUCUACCGGUGUUUGUACAACAGGCAGCCGCUGCCAAGACCAUCGGGAUUUUGGCAAGGGACUCCAAUGAGCUUGCAGAAAAACUAAUCCAACUACGAGUCGUGCACAACCUUACGUAUGCGAUGGGAAACAUGGACUACGCCGACAGUCAGCGACAGGCCAGCAUAUCGCUAGAGUACCUGUGUCGAACAUUCCCGAUUGUUGAUGAUCAUGUCCGAGAUGCCAUGGGUGAUAACCUGUAUGACCUUUUCAUGUCCAAUCCGGAGACAUUAUAUCUGAACAUGAAUCAUGUGCAAGCUGAUGUGUUAGUCUCCAACAAACUCAAUAUUCCUAAAUUGGUGGACAGAGUGGAUUGAGGUGGUCUGGCAAAGCCUUCCAUUCCCAGCAGAUGUGAUUGUGAACAGCAUACAUGUAGCUUUCAUCAUUAUGAAUAUUAAAGAAUUUUCUGCUGACAUUAUUGAAAGAUGAACUACUCUGUUUGUCUCUGCUUUUGUUUCCGAUUUGAAGUAAAAUCUGAGAUGUUUCUACAUUGUUUCAUGGCCAUGUUGGUUGGACAGCAAAUGAUGACUUCUCUUUGUGAAGAACACUUCAUAGACUUACAAAAAAUUUGCGCUUAUUGCUGAUUUUUAUUUAUUAUUGUCAACAUCUACAUGUAUUUUCAUUUUGCAUUUGAAUAAAAGCUGAACAUUUGAAUAA
Mya arenaria is the source of this 1848-nucleotide messenger RNA. RefSeq names its product armadillo-like helical domain containing protein 1. Lineage: Eukaryota; Metazoa; Mollusca; Bivalvia; Myida; Myidae. The transcript is spliced from 12 exons. The record is from RefSeq and is a predicted model, not a curated record. Bases 492 to 1508 code for a protein of 338 amino acids.